This is a messenger RNA of Closterium sp. Yama58-4, 3963 nucleotides long. The record is from the annotation of a GenBank genome assembly. Lineage: Eukaryota; Viridiplantae; Streptophyta; Zygnematophyceae; Desmidiales; Closteriaceae.
AUGGCUUCGGUGGCGCCCCCGAUGCAUGCAGCAGCAACAGUCUCAACAACUGUUAAAAUAAAACCGACAAACCCGCCCCCGUUCAACCCCUGCGACAAAACCGUUACGGUGUCUGCGUGGCUGUUCGGCGUAGAGGUGUUUUUUAAUGCUGCGCAAAUUGCUGACGACGCCAACCGCAUUAAUUUUGCAGUGUCACUGUUACGAGGACCGGCGUUGGAGUGGUGGAGGCGGACUCUUCAGACAGAGGGGACUCCGGCAGGACUGUCACGUGCGAAUGACGGGACCUGGACAACUGUCACGCAAGGAGCAACUUCAAUCUUCGGAGUGGCCACGAUACGCACAUGGACGGAGUGGGGCGCCGCGCUGCGGACCAGAUUCGAGCAUGUAUCCGCCUCGGAUUCUGCCCGCAUGAAGCUGCGUACCUGGAAGCAGGUGGCGUCGGUCCAAGAUUACACGGCAACAUUCUGCAAUUUGGCUGACCAGGUGGACGACAUGAGCGAUGCGGAGCGACUCGACCGUUACGUCGCAGGCCUCAAGUACGAAGUACAGUACGAGGUGCGACGGGCGAGGCCACGCGAUUUCCUCGAUGCCGUCCAGGUGGCCGAAUCUACGGAUGCGCUGAUGCAAUGGGCGAGAAUGAGUUCCCGGGAGGGCACUCAAUUUCGUGGACCGCCGCGCCAGCCCACAAUCAACGGUGUGGAGGCGCCUAGACGUGGACCUAACACGUGCUUCAACUGCCACCAACCGGGCCACUGGAGGAAGGACUGCCCGCAGCUGAAACAGGGAAACAGGAACGACGGAGAGGGGUCGGGAAAAGAGACGAGUCAUCUCGUCAACCUGGCAACGGCCAAAAAAAUUGGAGUCAAGCUGGACAGGUGUCUGCCCGAGAUUGACGCGCGACUGGUGGACGGGACACCGCUGGCGAUCAAGGACGAGGUCCGACAAAUUCGGAUGAAGUGUGGCGACGAUUUCGGGUUUUCGACGCGGAUGCUGGCGACAACACUGGACGGUUGCGAUGUGCCGCUGGGACGAGAUUGGCUACAGCGAUUCAAUCCGACGAUCGACUGGACGACGGGGGCGAUCACGGUGCUGAGCAACAAGGGGCGCGUGACACUUCCGAAAUGGGCGGAGCCGGAGCCGAUGACAACACGUGUCAACGCAAUCACGCUGAAGCGGGCGAUCAAACGGGGAGCGCAAGGCUACGCCGUACAGCUGUACGAGGUGGUGGCGUCCGAGAAAAUCGCCGACAUUGACACGCUCUGCGCUGCUGUACCCGACGACGUGGCGAGCAUAAUUCGGAGGUAUCCCGAAAUUUUCGCGGAUGACCUGCCUGACGGGCUGCCACCUCAGCGUCCGGAGGACCACAGGAUCGAGCUGGAGCCAGGCGCAAAACCAACUGUUCGGUCACAGUGGCGGCUCAGCCAACCGGAGCUCGACGAGUUGCGGAAACAGCUGGAUUAUCUGCUGUCGAAAGGUUUUAUCCGGCCGAGCACGUCACCUUACGCCGCCCCGAUACUGUUCACGCCGAAGAAAGACGGAGGCCUGCGCAUGUGCAUCGACUAUCGAGCGCUGAAUCGGAUCACCAUCAAGUCGCGUUACCCGAUUCCGCGAGCGGACGACCUGCUGGAUCAGCUUCGCGGGGCUCGCUUCUUCUCGAAAAUCGAUUUGCGAGGUGGCUACCAUCAGAUUCGCGUGUUCGCCGACGACUGCCCGAAGACCGCUUUUCGCACCCGCUACGGCAGUUACGAAUAUACAGUGAUGCCGUUCGGCCUAACGAACGCACCCUCGACUUUCCAGCUCACCAUGAAUGGGGUGUUUCGGGACAUGUUGGACAAGAAGGUGAUAGUUUACCUGGACGACAUCCUGGUGUACAGCAAGACUCGGGAGCAGCAUUUACGGGAUUUAGAAGAGGUGUACCGGCGCUUGCAGCAGAACCGACUGAUCACUAAGGGCUCUAAGUGUGAGUUCUUACAGCCGGAGCUGGAGUUCCUGGGGCACGUAGUUUCAGGGGAGGGUAUUAAAAUUGACCCUCGUAAAAUAAAAGCGAUUUCGGAGUGGAAGCCGCCCACGAACAUCACGGAGCUGCAGAGCUUCCUCGGUUUCAUCCAUCUCGACCGUUCGAAGCCGGUUGUGACGGACGCCAGCGAUUUCGCCGUCGGCGCUGUGCUACUACAGGAUUUCGGCAACGGACUGCAACCCAUCGCGUACGAGUCAAGGAAAAUGCAGCCGCCCGAGCGCAACUACCCCGUGCACGACAAAGAAAUGCUCGCCAUCGUGCAUGCGUUUCGUACCUGGCGCUGUUAUCUCACGGGGGCUGACGUCACCGUCCGAACCGACCACAAGUUAUUACAGUACAUGCGCAGCCAACCACAGCUCAACCCGCGACAAAUUCGGUGGCUCGAUUACCUCGAGUCCAACUUCAGCUACACCAUUACCUACAAGAAGGGCGCCAACAACAUCGCCGACGCCCUGACCCGCCCAUCAAUGCAAACAGCAGCAGUACUAAUCGCCCAUUCUAACCCUUUAUUGGCAGGAUUGUUUAAACACGGCUACAGAACUGACAGGUUCUUCAGGACCAAUCUACACCAACGGGUCACUACGGCGCAUGGGAGCUAUUACCUAAAAGCCGGUACCAACCGCGUUUGGGUACCUUCCGACCGACCCCUCAGAGUAUUGCUGACGCAGGAGGUCCACGACUCCAACCUCUCCGGCCGUUUCGGCAUUGACAAAAUGUUGAAGCUGCUGCAGCGGAAUUAUUUCUGGCCCGACAUGGCGUCAGACGUGCAGCGCUACGUGUCCGCCUGCCCGACCUGCCAAGCAAUGAAAUCAUCACGCCAACGCCCAGCCGGAUUGCUGCAGCCCCUCGAGCCACCCGAACGACCGUGGCAACAAGUGACGAUGGACUUCGUCACAGGACUGCCAGCUGGCGCAAGUGGCAACGAUUCCGUGCUCGUGGUCGUCGAUCGCUUAACGAAAAUGGCGCAUUUCGCACCAUGCCGCACGACGAUCACAGCCGAAGAAACAGCGAAGCUCUUCAUCUCGACCGUCGUGCGACUGCACGGGUUACCGUCGGCGAUCAUCAGCGACCGCGACCCGAAAUUCACGUCGAAGUUCUGGCAGGAGACGUGGGCACAGUACGGCACCCGCCUGCAGUUUUCGUCGUCAUACCACCCGCAAACCGACGGACAGACAGAAAGGACAAACCAGACGAUGGAGCAGUUGAUCCGUACAAACUGCCCCGACAUCACCAAGUGGGAAGAUUCGCUUCCCAUGCUCGAGUUCGCGUACAACAAUGCCCCAUCUGCGACGACCAAUCAGUCACCGUUCUACCUCAAUUACGGGAUAGACCCGGUGGUACCCUCGUCAACGACUCCUGAAAAUCCGGUACCAAGGUCGCAGCAGUUCGUUUCGGAACUUCAGGCGGCACGCAACAAAGCAGCGGAAUUUAUCCGGAAGGCUAAUACGGCCGCCAGCCGCUACGCUGACCUACAUCGACGGAAUUUACCCUUCCGUGACGGGCAGAUGGUCCUUCUGGACACGAAGAACCUCAAACUGCCCCAGCCCGCAAAAUUGCGUCCCCGCUACGUGGGACCUUUCCGCAUCAUUCGGAUGCUGACACCGGUCACGGCGAAACUUCUCCUACCGGACGACUGGAAGAUCCACGACGCUUUCCACGCCAGUCUCCUUCGCCACUACGUUGCUCCGCAGCCGUCCGACGUCGCUCGGUCCAACCUGGCGCCAAGUGUCCGACCUGUGGCAGAUCCGACACUUCAACCUUGGAAGAUUUUGAAUCAUCGCAUUCGUGCGACCCCCGCUGGACGCCACGUCGACUUCCUACUCCGCUGGGUGGAUCGCACAAGCGAAGAUGACACGUGGGUCCCUGCUGACUCACUCCAAGGGCACUCGGUCCUUCGGGAGUAUCUUUCCCGCCGACGCGUGCCUGAUAUUGACCACCUUUCUUAA